GGAUGUGGGCUCGAGCUCGACGGUGACGCGCAUCACCCCAGUGCACGCGGAGGGAAGCGAUUUUCCAGGAACUUUGGAGCGGAGGGUCCGCGGGGAAACAUGGCCGAAGGAGGGCCAGGCAAAGGCAAAGGUGGCGGCGGAGACCCCGCCAAGACCCCCGGUCAAGAAGAGCGGACCCAGUCAGGCUCCGGCUACUGCAAGUGGUUCAACGUUCGCAUGGGCUUUGGAUUUAUCUCAAUGACCCACAGCGAGGGAAACCCGGUGGAGCCUCCACUGGACGUGUUCGUCCACCAAAGUAAGUUGGUGAUGGAGGGCUUCCGGAGCCUGCGUGAAGGGGAGCAGGUGGAGUUUACCUUUAAGAGGUCCAGCAAAGGGCUGGAGUCGCUCAGGGUAACCGGGCCUGGCGGGGGCCCCUGCUCCGGCAGCGACCGACGGCCCAAAGGGAAGGCCCCGCCCCUCAAACGCAAACCAAAGGGAGACCGGUGUUAUAACUGUGGAGGCCUGGACCACCAUGCUAAAGAGUGUGGCCUGCCACCUCAGCCAAAGAAAUGCCACUACUGUCAGAGUGUAAUGCACAUGGUGGCCCAGUGUCCCCACAAGGGGGCGCUGUCACCCUCCACUUCUCAGGACCCCCACCUCUCCUCCGCGGCCUCCACGCAGUCGCAGGAGGAGAGCAGCCGCUCGGGCUCGUCCCCCCGCGAGGGCCCGUCGUCCUCUCCGGAGGAAGCGUAUCAGCGUGGCGCUCACGGCCAGCGAUGGAGGAAAACUCGAGAUUGA
This is a messenger RNA of Colossoma macropomum (tambaqui), 777 nucleotides long. It is a transcript of the gene lin28b, whose product is annotated as lin-28 homolog B (C. elegans). The coding region runs from base 100 to 777 and encodes 225 amino acids. The transcript has 4 exons. The record is from RefSeq and is a predicted model, not a curated record. NCBI's taxonomy places the organism in Eukaryota, Metazoa, Chordata, Actinopteri, Characiformes, Serrasalmidae. Gene Ontology annotation, molecular function: nucleic acid binding; zinc ion binding.